Dracunculus medinensis (Guinea worm) is the source of this 954-nucleotide messenger RNA. NCBI's taxonomy places the organism in Eukaryota, Metazoa, Nematoda, Chromadorea, Rhabditida, Dracunculidae. The record is from the annotation of a GenBank genome assembly.
AUGCGACAAGUUGAUCCAAGCGUAAAACAAGCAGCAACAGUUGAUAAUGUUACUGAUCCGAAUGAAGAUUUCAAUCCAUUCGCGCAAAACGCUAGACACAACCUGCAAUCUGCACCUGUUUCUGGGUCAUCCGCAUUUGGUGGUAAUACAAUGAGCAAUGAUGAAUUAUUUCGGCGUCAAGAAGAAUUAGAAAAGAAGGCACAGGAACUGAAAAGAAGAGAACAAGAAUUAGAACGACAACAACGAGCUGCUGCUGGAGGAGGUGGUACUCUUCCACGUCCUCAUAAUUGGCCACCUCUACCAUCUUUCAUUCCUGUUGAACCUUGCUUUUAUCAGGAUAUUGAUGUGGAAAUUCCAGUACAAUUCCAAAGCACUGUUCGCUUUGUUUAUUAUGUGUUCUUAACAUAUGUUUUAGCCUUAUGCAUCAAUUUAAUCGCAUCAUUACUUUAUAUGCUAUUUGCCCAAGGGCCUAUUGGGAUUUUUUUCAUCGCAGUCGUUCAGUUAAUACUUUUCACUCCAUGUUCAUUUUUAUUUUGGUUUCGCCCAGUUUAUAAGGCAUUCAGGAAUGACAGCUCCUUUAACUUCAUGGUUUUCUUCUUUGUUCUAUUUAUACAUACUAUUUUUGUACUUAUACAAGCACUUGGGUUAUCGUCGUAUGGCUGUGGAUGGGCACUUGCUGUCGAAACGUUCAGUACGAAUAUUUUUAUUGCACUUCUCAUGGUUAUUUCGGCAGUUGCACUUAGUGCUGCAUUUGCUGGUAUGGUGUUAGCCCUGAUAAAGGUUCAUAGAUUAUAUCGUGGUGCUGGAUUUAGCAUCGAUAAAGCACGGAAAGAAUUUUCAGAUGGCGUUAUGGCUGAUCGACAUGUGCAGCAGGCUGCAUCUGGUGCUGCACGUGCUGCAGCAACGCAUGUUGCUAAUCAAGCGAUGAGCCAAGCCACUCAAGGAAGAUAUUGA